Molecule: messenger RNA, 2244 nt
Organism: Prorocentrum cordatum
Lineage: Eukaryota; Dinophyceae; Prorocentrales; Prorocentraceae
Source: the annotation of a GenBank genome assembly
CCCCCCUGCCCCCUUCCCCGAGGGAAAACAAAACCCGAGGGAAAACAAACAACCGAGGGAAACAAAAAGACCCGAAGGGAAAAGAAGAGACUCCGAGGGAAAAACAAAAAAGACUCCGAGGGGAACGAAUCAAGACAUCCCCCUCCCCAGAGGGUGGAAAAAUGAAGACACGAGGAACAAUGCAUUCUCCGAGGCAGUGCAUACUGACCAUCCGGCAGAGCGAUUCACGAAUGACGAGUUCUUUCAGAAUUGCGUGGCAGAGGCGUUGACCUUGAAGGAGAGCGUCCGCCUCGCAUCUGGCUCAGUGUUCGAGUGGGCGGCGCAGGAGCUCGCAAAGCAGGGCAGCAGCAACGACAGAUCGGUUGCGAAGCGCGCCUACAGCUUGGCGGUUGACAUGGCUCUCGCGCUCCAGGAGUUCGAGCUCUCCACGGUGGAUGUCAUCGUGACUUUGCAGCAGGUCUCACAGGCAGGAUGGACAGGCACGGACGACCUGGGCAGCAUCGAUUCACUCCAGCGCGUCCUCGGGAUCGCAGCGCGCUCUGGCGGUCUUUUCGCGCUCGGCUCCGGCGUCCUGCACGACCUCUGCGGGGAUUUGUCAGCCGGCUCCAAGUUAGUGCGGUGGAGGGGCUUGGAAGGAGCGGAAUUGGUGCGCACUACUCGGGCGACGCCAACGGAUCGCCUCACCGAUCCUGGCUCGUUCGAUCUUGGGCUCAGGAUCGGUGUGACUAGAGGCCUCCGUGCCCAAGCAAAGAGGGCUUAUGCACCGAACCAAGACCAUGGGCCCAGCCACGAUCGGUGAGGUGGUCAGUUGACGUCGCUCGAGACUACCUGUUCUAGUGUGGACUUGUUGGGAGCUGAGCUCGAAGCACGCAGGACGUUGAUAAUGACGUUCCAGGUUGCCACAACGGACAGCACCGCCACCAGCCGUCUGGUGGAGCUGCUGAAAUCAGAGGCCCUGGACUGUGCGCGGGAUGCCCUCUUGCACGUGAUAUCCCGCCAGCUGCAGCUGCAAAGCAUCCGGGCCAUCGAGAUCAACAAGUGUGGUUUGAACGGCAAGCAAGCAGAGGCGUUGGGGCAGUGUCUGAUCGGUUGUAGCAGUUUGGAGGUACUUUCCGUUACCACAAACCCUGUCGGCGAUGUUGGCGGAGCUGCCAUGUUGAAGAACCUCUCCGAAAUGAGUUCCCUGUCUCAGCUUCGUGUCUUGCGUUUGGCAGGGUCCGAGCUGGGCCUGGAGGCCGCGGGGGCCUUGUCCCGGCUGCUACCGCAAUUGCGCGGUUUGGAGGUUUUGCGGCUCAGUGGAAACAAGGGCUUUGGCGACGCGGGCGGUGAGGCCAUUUGUCGUGCGCUGGAUGCUCCGUUCCCCCUUCGCGAGCUGGUUCUCGGCACUUGCGGGCUGGGCGCGGCGGCCGCAGUUGCCCUGGCCAAGUCGCUGCUGCAGCUGCGCGAUCUGCAGAUGCUGAGCCUUGGCAACAGCAGCGGCAUAGGCGACGCUGGGGUCGCGGCCGUCUGCCGGGCGCUGGGCGCCCAGGCGCCGAUGCGCGAACUGAGGCUUCACAGGGGCAGCCUGGGUUCUGAGGCUGCGACCGCCCUGGGCGAGUCGUUGCCGCAGCUGCGCGACCUGCAGGUGCUGCGGCUCGAGGACAACAGGGGCCUGGGCGACGCCGGCGGCGCGGCGGUCUGUCGGGGGCUUUCCGCGCAGGGUGCAGGGGUGACCUUGCGCGAGCUGUAUUUAAGGAACUGCAGCCUGGGUGCGGGUGCCGCGGAGGCCCUGUCCAGGCUGCUGUCGCAGGCGCGCGGCCUGGAGAUGCUGGACCUCGGCAGCAAUCCUGGCCUGAGCGACGCUGGCGGCGCGGCCGUCUGCAGGUCGCUGGCAGUGCCUGGCUCCGUGGCGCCGAUGCGCGAGCUGAGGCUUCGCAAGUGCGGCCUCGGUGCGGAAACUGCGGAGGCCCUCGCUGGGGUGCUGCCGCAGCUGUGCGUUCUGCAGGUGCUGGACCUCAACUGGAACCCGGGAUUGGGCGACGCUGGCGGCGUGACCGUUUGCCGGGCGUUGGCCGCCCAUGGUGCCGAGUUGCCACUGCGCCAACUGUGGCUCGAGUGCGGGAUGGGGGCGGAGUUCAGGGAGGCGUUGGUUGGAUUGUCCAGCAAGGUUCGCGAUGUUUGCAAGUUCUGAUGCCCCUGCUGGCGGAGGCUCCGAGCGGAGUCGGCGCGGAACGGGCCUUUCGCGAUUUGACUGCAGCGCCCAGA